AUGGCACUCAUCGGGACUGAGGCGGGCAUCAUCCUGGGCUACUGCCUGGCGAUGGUGUCCAUCAGCAUCAUGGGCCUGCGGCUGUACAUGCGUCGCUACCGGGGACAGUCCUUCACCCUCAGCGAUUAUUUGACUAUGUUCUGCUGUUGCUGUUUGGUCUUCAUCAUGAACGCGACCCUCCUGUGCAGCAUGUGGGGAAGUUCGGCCUACGCAUCCACCAAAAACAUGACCCCCCUCGAGAAGGAGCAUGUGAAGAUGGGCAGCAAACUCUCCUUUGCCGGGUUCCACAUUUACGCGGCCUAUCUGUGGGCCCAAAAAGCCGUCGUGCUCUGCUUUAUUGAACGGCUGCUGGGCUUGCUGCCCUGGCCAUACAUCUGGAUCCGGGUGUCCUGGGGCAUCUUGAUUGUAACGUUCAUCGCUCUGGAGCUGGUCAACUUUACCGUCUGCAUCCCAUUGCAUUAUUACUGGCAGAUUGAGCCCCCACAUACCUGCUCUCAGGCCGUCUAUCCGCUCGCCUGUCUGAUCAUUUUGAACUGCGCCACCGAUGCUCUCCUCCUCAUUCUCCCUCUCCCCUGGCUCUUCAAAGUCCGACAGCCGUUAUGCCGCCGCAUCCAGCUCCUCGCCCUCUUCUCCAUCGGCGGAUUCCUAAUCAUCAUUGCUAUCCUCCGCCUCGCAUACUACGAUAACAUCUACGACGUGUCCUUACAACUCGUCGUCAACCCGAUUGAAGAAUGUCUCUCGGCCAUCGUGGCCAACUUUCCCACCUUGUGGAGUCUCCGAAGGGCGCGCGAACCCGCUCCUCGACCGGAUCCGGUGCGUCCUGUGCCGAGGAAAAAGCCCCGCGCGUUGCAUAGUAUUCUGAUCACGGAGACGGUGGAUGUGGAGCAUUGUGCGUUGGAGGAUCGGACGCAGUCGACGACGACGGACCAAAGUAUGGGGGAUGAGAGUGAUGGACAUUUGGUGCGGAAUCAUGUGUAG
Messenger RNA from Aspergillus ibericus CBS 121593, 978 nucleotides. RefSeq lists its product as uncharacterized. The record is from RefSeq and is a predicted model, not a curated record. The coding region runs from base 1 to 978 and encodes 325 amino acids. NCBI's taxonomy places the organism in Eukaryota, Fungi, Ascomycota, Eurotiomycetes, Eurotiales, Aspergillaceae. The transcript is spliced from 4 exons.